AUGGAAGUCCGAAACUACCAGGAAGAAAAAAUUGCCCGUAGCUCCAGAGAAGUGCGGGUGGAUAUACAGGCCCUAGGGCUGCGCAUGACGGACCUGGAAUCCCGAAUGGAGACCAUGGUACAAGUUCACAACACUACAGUGACCCAUGCCAACUCCAUGGACAGACACCUACGAGACCUAGAGAUGCACGUGGCAGACCUGGCUAAUAGAUCCAGGAGCAAUAACCUCCGGAUCCGGGGCCUUCCAGGAACACCUAAUGAAGGCUCCCUACGUGACAAGCUGCAACAGUACUUCAAACAUCUAAUACUGAAGAUAAAUAGGAAAGACAGGGCACACCACGCACUCCGUACCCGCAGAUCGGAAGGCGCCCUGCCCAUGGAUAUCAUCCUGCGUUUCCACCACUUCUCCACAAAAAGACUUUCCUGCACUUCAGCCAGGACCACGAACUGUCCUACCAAUCAGCCACCAUAG
Messenger RNA from Pelobates cultripes (western spadefoot toad), 471 nucleotides. The record is from the annotation of a GenBank genome assembly. NCBI's taxonomy places the organism in Eukaryota, Metazoa, Chordata, Amphibia, Anura, Pelobatidae.